This is a messenger RNA of Nyctereutes procyonoides (raccoon dog), 1711 nucleotides long. Its product is annotated as calcium-binding mitochondrial carrier protein SCaMC-3-like. Gene Ontology annotation, molecular function: ATP transmembrane transporter activity; calcium ion binding. Gene Ontology annotation, biological process: transmembrane transport. The record is from RefSeq and is a predicted model, not a curated record. Lineage: Eukaryota; Metazoa; Chordata; Mammalia; Carnivora; Canidae.
AUGCGGGGGGGCCCGGGCGACGCGGAGCGGCGGCAGCGCUGGGGUCGCCUCUUCGAGGAGCUGGACAGUAACAAGGAUGGCCGCGUGGACGUGCGCGAGUUGCGCCAGGGACUGGCCCGGCUGGCCGGGGGCGACCCGGACCGCGACACCAACAGCCAGGGCAUCUCCUCCGAGGGCGACGCUGACCCAGGUGGUGGGCUCGACCUGGAGGAGUUUAGCCGCUACCUGCAGGAGCGGGAACAGCGCCUGCUGCUUCUGUUCCACAGUCUGGACCGGAAUCAGGAUGGUCAUAUCGAUGUGUCUGAGAUCCAGCAGAGUUUCCGAGCUCUAGGCAUUUCCAUCUCACUGGAGCAAGCAGAGAAAAUUCUGCACAGCAUGGACCGUGACGGCACGAUGACCAUAGACUGGCAGGAAUGGCGUGACCACUUCCUGUUGCAUUCACUGGAGAAUGUGGAGGAUGUAGUCUAUUUCUGGAAGCAUUCUACGGUCUUGGACAUUGGUGAAUGCCUGACUGUCCCUGAUGAGUUUUCGGAGCAGGAGAAGCUAACUGGCAUGUGGUGGAAGCAGCUGGUGGCGGGCGCAGUGGCAGGUGCUGUGUCGCCGACGGGCACAGCCCCUCUGGACCGCCUCAAGGUGUUCAUGCAGGUCCAUGCAUCCAAGACCAACAAGCUAAACAUCCUGGGAGGCCUAAAGAGCAUGAUCCGAGAGGGGGGCAUGCGCUCCCUGUGGCGUGGCAAUGGGAUUAACGUGCUCAAGAUUGCACCUGAGUCGGCUAUCAAGUUCAUGGCCUAUGAGCAGAUCAAACGGGCCAUUCGGGGGCAGCAGGAGACCCUGCACGUGCAGGAGCGCUUUGUGGCUGGCUCCCUAGCUGGUGCCACGGCCCAAACCAUCAUUUACCCCAUGGAGGUGCUGAAGACGCGGUUGACCCUGCGCCAGACCGGCCAGUACAAGGGGCUGCUGGACUGUGCGUGGCAGAUCCUGGAGCGGGAGGGGCCCCGCGCCUUCUACCGAGGCUACCUGCCCAACGUGCUGGGCAUCAUCCCCUACGCGGGCAUCGACCUGGCCGUCUAUGAGACCCUGAAGAACCGGUGGCUCCAGCAGUACAGCCGCGACUCGGCCAACCCAGGCAUCCUCGUGCUCCUGGCCUGCGGCACCAUCUCCAGCACCUGUGGCCAGAUAGCCAGUUACCCCCUGGCCCUGGUCCGGACCCGCAUGCAGGCCCAAGCCUCCAUCGAGGGCGCCCCCCAGCUCUCCAUGUUGGGUCUGCUCCGUCACAUCCUGUCCCAGGAGGGCGUGUGGGGCCUCUACCGGGGCAUUGCCCCCAACUUCAUGAAAGUUAUCCCGGCUGUGAGCAUCUCCUAUGUGGUCUACGAGAACAUGAAGCAGGCCCUGGGGGUCACGUCCAGGUGAGGGACCCAGAGCCUGACCCACCCCAGUUCCCUCACCCCAAUCAUGACAUCCCCCACACCUUGGCCACUGGAGACUGAUGGCCCAGCCAAUGGACCCCAGGGCCCCCGCACACCAAAUCACAGGAUCCCCACACUUUAUUCACUGGGUCCUGCACCCCCACAUCACAACGACUGGCCCCCCACAUGCGGGGUCCUGGACCUCCGUGACUUAACCACGGGAUCCCCCACAACCCAACUAAUGGAUCCUGAUAACCCAACCACAGGAGUACCCAUCACCGUGAGUACCCAUCACCAUGCCUAAA